This is a messenger RNA of Histoplasma capsulatum G186AR, 438 nucleotides long. RefSeq lists its product as uncharacterized. The transcript has 3 exons. The record is from RefSeq and is a predicted model, not a curated record. NCBI's taxonomy places the organism in Eukaryota, Fungi, Ascomycota, Eurotiomycetes, Onygenales, Ajellomycetaceae. The coding region runs from base 1 to 438 and encodes 145 amino acids.
AUGUCUCCCUUCGUAACUUCUCGCGGAGCUUUGUUAAAUGUCGAAUUGGCCAUGGGCCGGGAUGCGCCUACGAGGUAUCCAGCUAGGUCCAUCGGAUACUAUGGCACCAAUUCGCUGAAGCUCGACAUCUCGCUCAGGGACUUCAAGUUCACAAACCCCAUAUUGGCGAUAACUGCACAAAGCUGGUACCGUGUGCAACCUGUUAGGGACAUUGUGACAUGUAGUGGAUAUCCCGUUGAAGCUCCUGUACUCCAGGAACAAUUAAAAACUUAUUUGUAUAUGAAAAUGUCUUCGGCGAACAUGCAGGGUUUGGUGCAGCCUGGAGAAUAUGAACCGGUGUCAAAAACGGGCGUGGGCAGCUCGCAUGACAAUCAACAACUUACGCCGUACUGGAAUGGAACCGAGUCCCUUCUGGCAGAACUGCUUCUUCCGGGUUGA